This is a messenger RNA of Episyrphus balteatus (marmalade hoverfly), 1601 nucleotides long. RefSeq lists its product as uncharacterized. Lineage: Eukaryota; Metazoa; Arthropoda; Insecta; Diptera; Syrphidae. The transcript has 6 exons. Bases 13 to 1470 code for a protein of 485 amino acids. The record is from RefSeq and is a predicted model, not a curated record. Gene Ontology annotation, molecular function: zinc ion binding; ubiquitin protein ligase activity. Gene Ontology annotation, biological process: protein ubiquitination; ubiquitin-dependent protein catabolic process. Gene Ontology annotation, cellular component: nucleus.
UUUAAAAUUAUUAUGAAUUUAAUUAACGAACAAUCAGUGACAACAAGUACUAGUACGAGCAAGGAAUUAUCUCCAUCAGCUCAAGUUCGUCGAGGAGCAAGAUCUUCGUCGUCGUUGUUGUCGUUGUCGUCGUCUUUAGAAUCGAAAUCGGAAUCAGAAGUCGUAGUGUCCAACGUAACAACAACAACAACAACAUCGGUUGAAUAUUUAGCUGCUUCUACAGCAUCUUCGUUGUCGUCUACGUCGUCGACGUCUUCGUUCGCUUCGUCGUCGUCGUCGUCGUCUUCUACAUUUGAAUCCGCAGCGUUGACAUUCUCGACUUUAGUACGUUCAUCAUCAGCGGUUGAAUCAAUUAAUAGACAAAUUGAGAAAAUUUCCAAUAAAAUAAGUUUUAGUGAUGCUGCCGAUCAAAUCAAUUUAAUCAGCAGCAAAAUGCCAGGAACAACAACAACAAUUAUAAAUGGCAUUGUGAAGCCACCAUCAUCAUCAUCAACAUCAUCAGCUGCUAGCAAGUCACUUAUCGCAAAGGCAGUUCUACCACCAACAACAAUUACAACAACAACAAAAAAUGUUAAUAUCGAAAAUGUCAGUAGUUGUUGUGACGUCAGUGAUUGUAUAAAGAAUAAAAAUGGCGACUAUAUUAAAAUUGAUAAUACAACAAUAACCACAACAACAACAACAACAAAACCACCCGAGAAAGAACGAAAAAUUGGCUGUGAACAUUACAAGAGGCGUGCAAUGUUUGUGACUCCCUGCUGCAACAAAUUUUACAAAUGUCGAUAUUGUCAUGAUGAAAAAGAAACCCACCAUUUUGACAGAAAAACAUUGACAGAAUUGAUUUGCGUGGAAUGCAACACGAGGCAGAAAGUCCAAGAACAAUGUGAAAAAUGUGGUGUUCGAUUUGGAAAGUACACCUGCCUUAUAUGUAAUCUUUUUGAUGAUGAAGACAAAAAUCAAUACCACUGUAAUGGUUGCGGUAUAUGUCGAAUUGGCGGUCGGGAUAAUUUCUUCCAUUGUGAGGUUUGCAAUAUGUGCCUGCCUAUUGAACUGAAAAUCGAAGGACAUAGAUGUGUGGAGAAUAUAUCGCGAUCGAAUUGUCCAGUUUGUUUAGGUGCCAUUCAUACGUCACGAAUACCUUGCCAUAUUCCUGAUUGUGGUCAUUUACUGCACAAAAUGUGUUUUGAUCAGCUACUUGCGUCUGGACAUUAUGUUUGUCCAACAUGUCAGACAUCGCUGCUGGAUAUGUCGAAAAUGUGGGAGUAUUUAGAUACCCAGGCUUUACUAAUGACCAUGCCAAAGAAGUAUGAAAACCAAAGGGUUUAUAUAUUUUGUAAUGAUUGUCAUGACACUUGCAAAACAAAAUUUCACUUUGUGGGUUUGAAAUGCAUCCACUGUGGCGGCUACAAUACAACGCAAGAUGUCAAAAGAAGAAUGUCAUGGGCGAAUGUUGAUAGUUCAACAUCAGCCUGACAUUUGUUUAGCUUCCUGAAUUUAGGAAAACCUUUUAUUCUAUUGCAUACAUUCAAUCGUUUUGAGAGUUUGAAUUGCAAUUAUAAAGUUUAAAUGAAUCUUUUUAACGAAUCUAUCGCAUGCUUGUGUAU